CUCUGGCUGUUCGGCUACGGCUCGCUCCUGUUCAAGCCCCCGCUGCACCACCUGCCCAUCUCCAAAGACUUCCGGCGCUUCGACGGCCAUGUCCAGGGUUUCAUCCGCCGCUUCUGGCAGUCCUCCUACGACAACCGGGGUACCCCCGAGUAUAAGGGCCGCGUUGUGACCAUUGUCCCCGCGCGGGACGUCGCGGCCACCCCCGCCUUCCACGCCUCCGUCCGCGAGCACGAGCUUGCGCACCUGCCGCCGGCAGCUGCCGCCGCCGUCCUGGCGGACGCGGACCGCCUUCACGCGGAGCUUGCCGUCGGCGGGUGUGUCUACUACGUCCCGCCGCAACACGCGCGCGCCGCCCGCGCAUACCUCGACUUCCGCGAGAAGGACGGCUACGCCGCCGAGGAGGUGGUUUUCCACGUCUCUGCCCCGGCGGACGCGGACGCGGGCGAGGACGUGGACGAGAUUCUGGCGGGCCUGCCGCGCGACGCCGCCGGGCGCCGGCUAAUCCGCUGCGUCGUGUACGUGGGCUCGCCGGCGAACGCGAGCUUCGUGGGGCCGGAGCACGUCGACACGACGGCGGCCCGGAUCCACAAGGCCGUCGGCCCCAGCGGGCCUAACAUCGAGUACCUCCUGCUGCUC
This is a messenger RNA of Pichia membranifaciens NRRL Y-2026, 636 nucleotides long. RefSeq lists its product as hypothetical. The annotation marks the transcript as partial. Gene Ontology annotation, biological process: glutathione catabolic process. The transcript has a single exon. The record is from RefSeq and is a predicted model, not a curated record. Gene Ontology annotation, molecular function: glutathione specific gamma-glutamylcyclotransferase activity; gamma-glutamylcyclotransferase activity. Gene Ontology annotation, cellular component: cytoplasm. Lineage: Eukaryota; Fungi; Ascomycota; Pichiomycetes; Pichiales; Pichiaceae.